Molecule: messenger RNA, 815 nt
Organism: Chenopodium quinoa (quinoa)
Lineage: Eukaryota; Viridiplantae; Streptophyta; Magnoliopsida; Caryophyllales; Amaranthaceae
Product: glucan endo-1,3-beta-glucosidase, acidic-like
Biological process (GO): carbohydrate metabolic process
Cellular component (GO): plasma membrane
Molecular function (GO): hydrolase activity, hydrolyzing O-glycosyl compounds
Source: RefSeq, a predicted model, not a curated record
GCAAGAUCACUCCUACCCGCCAUGCAAAAUGUCCAAAAUGCCCUUAGGUCAGCUAACUUAGCUGGUAGAAUAAAAGUCUCUACAACAAUCAUAAGUUCAAUCGUGUCCGGUUUUCCACCCUCUGAAGGUGUAUUUACAUCAGCAUCAUUCAUGAAUCCAAUUGUUAACUUCCUUAAAAAAAAUAACGCUCCUUUAUUAGCCAAUAUUUAUCCAUACUUUUCUUACCUUUACACUCCAUCUAUAAACCUAGAUUAUGCACUAUUUACUUCGCCCAACGCACAAGUUACCGAUAAAAAUAACGGUUUACAAUACCAAAACCUAUUUGAUGCACUAGUCGACACGGUGUAUGCUGCAUUGGCAAAGGCUGGAGGCCCUAACGUACCAAUUGUAGUGUCCGAAAGCGGUUGGCCUUCGGCUGGUGGUGAUAACCGUGGUGCUGCUACGUUUAAUAAUGCUCAGACGUAUUAUAGGGGUUUAAUAGGCCAUUAUAGGCAAGGUACACCUUUGAAGAGACAGGCAAUUGAGACGUAUUUAUUUGCAAUGUUUGAUGAGAAUAAAAAAGGUGGUGCUAGUACUGAGAACAAUUUUGGAUUGUUUAGGCCUAAUAAACAACCAAAAUACCAACUUAAUUUCAAUUGAAAACUAUUUAAUUAGUUUUCGGAUAUGUAAUUUUAUACUAUACAUAAUGAAUAAAUGAAAUAUAAUACAAGGGCAUAGCCUAAAGGUGUAAUAAAAUAUGUGUAUGUUUUUUUUUAUUUGAUGAAAAGAUGUAAGUCAUGUAACAAAAAAAUAUAAUAGUUGAACAAAAUGUUAUG